Molecule: messenger RNA, 665 nt
Organism: Geodia barretti
Lineage: Eukaryota; Metazoa; Porifera; Demospongiae; Tetractinellida; Geodiidae
Source: the annotation of a GenBank genome assembly
UCUCCAGGUGGCUGCAUUUAGAGUAGUCUUUCCGGUGUGCUGUUUUAGAGUAGUCUCCAGGGUGCUACAUUUAGAGCAGUCUCCAGGUGUGCUACAUUUAGAGUAGCCCGUCUCCCAUAGCAACAGGAUCGAGGAAUGUGUGGUAUGUUCUAAAGCGGAAGCCUCAGUCGUCUUCAAGCCCUGUCUCCACAUGGUGGCGUGUGACAGCUGCUCGUCCAUCAUGACGAAAUGUGUCAAGUGUCGCACUGCCAUCGAGACCGCCGUACCUCUCUCUGUCGCCAGUGGAGGAAGACCUCUCAAGGUGAGAGGAAGAGGGUCCAGAGGCUCAGGAGGCCCAGUUGGUAGUCAAGACAUUGCUUCACUGCAGCAACAGCUACAGGAGAUGAAAGAGAAGACCCAAUGUCAGGUGUGUAUGGACAGAAGAAAGAACUGUGUGUUCCUGUGUGGCCAUGGGACAUGUCAGUUGUGUGCCGACAAGAUCAUAGAGUGUCCAAUAUGUAGGAAACUAGUCUCCAGGAAGAUCAUCCUCUUUGACUGAUGUCACUGGGUUGUUUGUCCAGAUUAUGUUAUUGCUGUCUGUUGUGUGCAAUAGAGAAUUCCAGUGGUGUUGUAGCGUGCCAGAAUGGUUCGGCCGGCUCAACAGGCCGCAAUAUUUACGUCACGCA